UUAAAGAGAGGCGAGAGACGGAGGAGAGCCGAGCUUGGGACCGAGGGGUUGAUGUGAAGAGAAGGGUUGUGAAGGGAAAGAAGAGGAGGAAGAAGAAAAAAGCCAGACUUUUCUUCUCCUUUCCACUCCAAACUUGGGAGAAGGAACUUUUGGAAAGGAGUGAAGAGCAAGUCUUCACGAGAGAAAGCCGCGGGAAUAAUAAUUUUCCAAAACACCCUUCUCCUUUCUUUCCUCCAAGGGACAAAAAGAGAGCCUCAAGUUGAGGGAGACUUUUGGAAGAGGGGAGAAAACGAUCACCCCAAACUUGGAGGGACUUUGGGGAAAGGGCCAAGUGAGAACAAGAGAGAGAGCGAGGAGAGAGCUGCGGGUUUCGAUGCGCAUCUCUUGAGCUCCAGGGUUGGCCGAGUCUUCCCCGCUCGACUCUCUCUUUCCCGGCGCCUCCUUCCAUGCCGCGCUGUGACGGCUCCUGCUCCUAACGGCGUCUUCUUCCCUCGCCCGUUCAUUAUUCUCCCUUUUUGUUUUGUUUCCUCGCUUCCCCGCCGCCCCUCCGGCUCGACCCCCUCUCCUCCUCCUCCUCUGCCUGCCUCCCUCCCUCUCUCUCCUCGCAUGAAUCUCCUGGACCCUUUCCUCAAGAUGUCCGACGAGCAGGAGAAGGCGCUCUCGGCGGGCGCGCCCAGCCCGGCCCUCUCCGACGAGGAAGCCUCUUCCUCGGGCUCGCCCUGCCCCUCGGGAUCCGGCUCCGACGCCGAGGGCAGCGGCAGCAGCAGCCACGGGGGCCGCCCUCCCCGCCUCGGCGACGGAGGCGCCUUCGCCAAGAGCGGCGACGCGGAGAUGAAGAAGGAGGCCGGCGGCGUUGGAGGCGGCGGAGGCGGCGGCGAGGAGGACAAGUUCCCCGUCUGCAUCCGGGAGGCCGUCUCGCAGGUGCUGAAGGGCUACGACUGGACCCUGGUGCCCAUGCCCGUCCGCGUCAACGGCGCCAGCAAGAACAAGCCCCACGUCAAGCGGCCCAUGAACGCCUUCAUGGUCUGGGCCCAGGCCGCCCGGAGGAAGCUGGCCGACCAGUACCCGCACCUCCACAACGCCGAGCUCAGCAAGACCCUGGGCAAGCUCUGGAGGUUAUUAAACGAGAGUGAGAAACGUCCUUUUGUCGAAGAGGCUGAGCGGCUGAGGGUGCAGCAUAAAAAGGACCAUCCAGACUACAAAUACCAGCCCCGAAGGAGAAAGUCGGUCAAGAACGGGCAGGCUGAGCAGGAGGAAGGCUCUGAGCAAACCCACAUCUCUCCUAACGCUAUCUUCAAGGCCUUGCAGGCAGAUUCGCCCCAGUCUUCUUCCAGCAUGAGUGAAGUGCAUUCCCCCGGAGAACAUUCUGGGCAGUCUCAAGGGCCUCCUACUCCUCCCACCACCCCUAAAACUGACGUCCAGACUGGGAAGCAGGACCUCAAGCGGGAAGGCCGCCCACUGCAAGAAGGGGGCAGGCAGCCACCUCACAUCGACUUCCGUGAUGUGGACAUUGGCGAACUCAGCAGUGACGUCAUCUCCAACAUUGAGACCUUUGAUGUCAACGAGUUUGACCAGUACCUCCCACCCAAUGGCCAUCCAGGUGUCCCAGCCACCCAUGGUCAGCCUGGACAAGUCACCUACACUGGCAGUUAUGGGAUCAGCAGCACGACCGCAACUCCCACUGGUCCUGGGCAUGUCUGGAUGUCCAAGCAGCCACCCACACAGCAGCCGCCCCCAUCCUCACAGCCGCCACCGUCCCAAGCUCAGCAACCUCCACAGCCACAGGCCCAUACGCUGACCACUCUGAGCAGCGAGCCAGGGCAGCCUCCACAGCAGAGGACACACAUCAAGACCGAACAGCUCAGCCCCAGCCAUUACAGUGAGCAGCAGCAGCAUUCCCCCCAACAGAUGAGCUACAGCUCCUUCAACCUCCAGCACUAUGGCUCCUCCUACCCCACCAUCACGCGCUCACAGUAUGACUACACAGACCAUCAGAGCUCCAAUUCCUACUACAGCCAUGCCGCCAGUCAGGGCUCCGGCCUCUACUCCACCUUCACGUACAUGAACCCCACCCAGCGGCCCAUGUACACACCCAUUGCAGACACUACUGGGGUGCCAUCCAUCCCCCAAACCCACAGCCCCCAGCACUGGGAACAGCCAGUCUAUACCCAGCUCACCAGGCCCUGAGGGUUUGAACCAUGGUGAAAACUUCCUCAGACUUAGAACAGUUUUAGAAAGGAAAGGAAAAAGAAAAGAAAUGCUAACAGCAAAUGAACAUGUGAACGGGAAGGUGGAGGAAAGAGAAAAAAAAUCUAGAAUGCCUCGUGCACUACCGCAUCCUUUCGAAAUUUGCCAGACUGUUUUGCUCAAAAAAUGAAGAUUCAUUUGAUGACUUAAAACUUAAUUUGAAGGCAAUUUCUACUUUCUUCUUCUUCAAGCAAAGUUUGCCUAGAUCUGGACUUGGUGUUUGUUUUUUUUUAACGAUAACUAAAAAUAUAAAAAAAGAUAAAAACGAGACAAGAGUCAAAACAUUCCUCUGUGAGGAAUCUUCUCUAUUUUAAAUAUUUUAGUAUGUACUGUGUAUGAUUCGUUACCAAUUUGAGGGGAUUUACAAGUAAUUUUACUUCAUGUUUUUAGACAUACUUUUUAAAAAAAAACAAUGUUCCUUCAUUUGCUUUUGAUAGUUAAACAGUACUUAACAAAACAAUAUGCCUUAGCCCUUCUUCUUGCUGUCAAAGGUAUUUUUUAUAUAGUCUUUUGCUUGUAGAGAGCAAAAAAUGCACGCAUGAAGUCCACAAAACAAGGGGGGAAUAUUUCCUCACUAACCGGUGGUCACUUGCUCAGUGUGAUGAUGUGGAUAUGGAAAGAGACAUUAUUUUUCUAGCUUGGAAGUAAAAUAUAUUUUGGGAGAUUUUUUUAAAAGAAAUAACACCUUGAGCCUUAAUGUAACAUUCAUAAAAAGCCUUAAAGAACAACCCUGUGAUAGCUUCCAAGAGACUUGCACAAUGAUUUUCCUCAUUGCCAAGAGGGAAAAUAUGAGUCUCUAAAGGAGAAGAGUCAGUUUGAAGGUCUGAAGCUUUUUAAAAAAUAGUUUUAUAUUCUUGGCAGCCACCAGCACCCAAUUAUAAAGCCACAUGCCAGUAUUCCCUCACACACAUGCACAGAAACAGAGCCUUCCUUGGCUUCUGACAUGAGCUCCUCUGUGUGAGGGAAAGUUUCCUAGUCUAAAAUCCACCUUUCCUACAAAUCCCAUUGUAAACUAGAUUUUCUAUUCCUGGGUCUAUUGUAAGUGUGAUGGUGAGAAUGCAGGGGGAGAUACUGCCUUUAGGAAACUUCAUUGGUGACCCUUUUUUGGGGGGGAAAUGAAAUAUAUAUAUUUAUUUUGUGAAAAAAGAGGUUUUUAAUCAGGAGUGUUUCUUCCAUUUCCUCUCUCCCACAUCACAAGGUCAUGUAAUGUAAGCAGAAAUUGAAGAGUCUUACACAGAAGGUAUAUGGUGCCUAAUCUUUAAAUUAUGGUCUAAAUCAAUAACCUGUUUUUUAUUUAUCUCUCUUGUUCUUUUAAUUUUUUUAUAUUUUAUUAUUAUUAUUGUUAUUAUUAUUAUUCCUCCAAAAUGUGUCUUAGGUUUGUACAAAUACAUCUGCUUCCUUUUGUUUUCCUUUCUUUCCUUUUCUUAAUGUUUAAAGAAUAAACUGGAAAGCUUCCCCUGUUCCCUUCAAUUUCUCUCUGUAUAAAUACAAGAUUGCAAAAGUAGUGUAUCACUGAGUCAUUUGCAUUGUUUUCUGCCUUGGUGCUUCUCGACUCAUGAACUGGACCUAAGUCUGUCUACACAUGCAGCAGAAGGAGGAGGUAACAGGAAGGGAGAAUUGUCUGCACCAUUAAAGAUGGGGACACCAUUUUGAAAUGAUCUCUAGGUGUAUGUGUGUGUGUUUUAAAAGAAAAAAAUCCUUUGUACUUCUCCUUUUUAAAAUAUAUAUACAGAGGAUGGACAUUUUAAAAAUUACUGUAUCAACUGAAGUAAUACAGCUCACUCUGGUACCUCAAGGUGUCUCCGCUCCAUUCAAACAUCUUUGUAAUCCAGGUCUUCAUGUGUCCAAUUGAAGCAACACAUGGGUACAAUCAUCACACUUUGCUGCUCUGGAAAGCUUCUUUUCUAUGGGGUUUGCACAUUUUCAUAGGGCUUUUUUAUUCUUGUUUCUUGAAAACCCCAAAGAAAUGAAGUGAAGCUGCAACCCAGAAUUUCUUGAUGGAUAUCUCCUAAUGUGCCCUGCUAGCCUUCCACUUCUUUCUGCUGUUUGAUUUAAGAGGGAGGUUGGGGCAGAGAAACUAACAUCAGCAAAGCUGUGGCUGAACAGUUAUGGAUUGCUAUUUUUUUUAAAAAAAGAUAGCCAACUUUUUUUUCUAAAAAAAGAUAUACUUGUUAACAGUUUUGUAGAGAAUUCAGUAGAUGAAAAUCUUAAAGCACUCUUAUAAUAUGGUAUCUUUUCUAUUUCUCUAUUGAAAAAUAUCUUUAAAAAAUAUUUCUGUAACUUAAAAGACCUGUCCUUUUAAAAAUCAGUUUUAGGUAAGGAUUUUUGUGUGUGUGUGUCAUUUUGUUUGCAAAUCCCUUUGGUUAUUUGUAAAACUUAUCUUUUUGUAUAUUAUUGUUUACAAUAAAUAUACAUUGUAUUAAA
Messenger RNA from Anolis carolinensis (green anole), 4671 nucleotides. It is a transcript of the gene sox9, whose product is annotated as SRY-box transcription factor 9. The record is from RefSeq and is a predicted model, not a curated record. Gene Ontology annotation, biological process: positive regulation of chondrocyte differentiation; chondrocyte differentiation; negative regulation of transcription by RNA polymerase II. Lineage: Eukaryota; Metazoa; Chordata; Lepidosauria; Squamata; Anolidae. The coding region runs from base 607 to 2187 and encodes 526 amino acids. Gene Ontology annotation, molecular function: DNA-binding transcription factor activity, RNA polymerase II-specific; RNA polymerase II cis-regulatory region sequence-specific DNA binding. Gene Ontology annotation, cellular component: nucleus. The transcript has 3 exons.